Molecule: messenger RNA, 3530 nt
Organism: Panonychus citri (citrus red mite)
Lineage: Eukaryota; Metazoa; Arthropoda; Arachnida; Trombidiformes; Tetranychidae
Gene: mop
Product: tyrosine-protein phosphatase non-receptor type 23-like
Biological process (GO): early endosome to late endosome transport; endocytic recycling; protein transport to vacuole involved in ubiquitin-dependent protein catabolic process via the multivesicular body sorting pathway
Cellular component (GO): endosome
Molecular function (GO): protein binding
Source: RefSeq, a predicted model, not a curated record
AUUUUUCCAGAGUUUUGUUUUAAUUGUCAACAAAUUUUGUUCCUAAUUAAUUGUUCACCUUUUCAACGUUACCUGUUUUGUUGUUGAUUAAUUGUUUAUCUUAGUAAUUAUGAAGGAAUAUCCUCGACUUCCUAUGCUUUACUUUGAAUUUAAACUCAGUCAUGGAGCAUCUGAAUUUGCGGUUCCAAUUAAAAAGUUCAUCCGUGAAUAUUAUGGGGACGAUGGAGAAAAAUAUAAUAAAGAAAUCAAAGAGAUGGAAGCUUUGAGAAAUGCUGCUCUUCGUCCUUCUCGUGAUAUGACAGGUUGUCUCACUCUGAAAAGGUAUUACUCUCAACUGUAUACACUUUACAAUAAGGUGAAAAUAAUGAAAGGUGAUAUGUCAAUUACGUUUACCUGGCAAGAUGUUUAUUCUGGUAAUCCGGUGACCGGUGAUAUUCAAUUUGAAUUAGAUGCAACCAUGUACAAUAUUGGUGCUCUUCAUGCUGAACUUGGAGCCCUUAAUAUGAGAGAUAAUGCUGAAAGUUUAAGAAUUGCCUGUACCCAUUUUCAGUGUUCAGUUUGGGCAUUUGAACAGCUUAAAGAUCAUCCACAGAAUAAAUCAAAAGACAUGUCACAUGAUAUAAUAUCUUUCAUCUAUCAAACUGUUAUGGCUCAGGCUCAAGAAUGUAUACUUGAAAAGUCAAUUAUGGACAAUAGGAAAAAUUCAAUUAUCUCUCGUGUAGCUGCCCAAGUGGUUGAAUAUUAUAACAGUGCUCUUAGUGUUCUCAUUCAAUCUUCAUUAAAUUCUGACAUGGACAUUGGUGAGAUUGUUGGUUCCAAAUUGUUUAAAGAGUGGAAAAAAUUUACAGAAUUUAAAGUUUCCUAUUAUACUGCUGUUUGUGCCCUUUACAUGGGUGAUUCUUGUGGGGAACAGACAAAAACUGGUGAACAAAUUGCUUGGUAUCUAUUAGGAAAUCAGCAUCUUGACCAAGCAGAAAAAUUAUCAAAAUCAAUUGGUAAAAUUGAGAUUAGUUUACUUUCCAAAGCUUUAACUGUUAAAAGAGAAACAGCCGAGAGAGACAAUGAUUUCGUUUAUCAUCAACCAAUUCCAUCUACUGAUAAACUAACUGCCGUUAAAGGAGCUCCUUUGGCCACUGGUGUUGGUUUCAAUGUUUCCGACCCGGAAGUUUGUGGUAAAGACAUUUUUGCCCGUUUAGUCCCAAUCGAAGCUCAUGAAAUGGCCUCGAUUUAUAGUGAGAAUAAAGAUAAAAUUCUAAGGGAGGUAAGACGUGAGGUUGAAGAAAAGGACGUCGAACUGUUAACUUACCUUUCAUCAUUGCAAUUGGAUAAAGAUAAUUUAAGGCCAGUUGCUGAUACAAUUCCCGAUGAACUUAUUGAAAUUUGUGCCGAACUUAGUGUUAAACCUUCAAUUUGCCGAGAGACUCUUAAAGAGAUGGAAGAAUUGAAGAAUUUAGCUUCUGAAGCUGAGCAUAACAUCCAAGAGGCGACAAUUAUUAUUGAAGAAGAAGAUGAAAAGGAAAGGAAACAUCAAGAUAAAUUUGGUAAACGAGCUCCGUCCAUGAUAAUUGUUGAAUUAGGAAAAGAAUUGAGAAAACACGAAGAAACUCAGAGAAAAGGUUCAACUUCAAAUCAAAAUCUAUCCCAAGCACUGGAAAAAUUUUCUAAAGAUAUUCAACUAUUAAUCGAUUGUUCGGCAAAAGAUUUGGAAAGACUUUUACCUCCAGUUACAGAUAUACCCUUCGAUGAGGCCAACAUCAAAGAGAUCGAGAAAUUAUUGGACAAAGUGCAAGAAAUGAAGGAUCAACGUGAAUCCCUUGAGAAUCAACUUCGAGAAGAAAUUCAAAAUGAUGAUGUUCUUAAACAUGUGAUUGCUCAUUCAAAAGACGAAAUCGAAAGUAUAUUCGAAAAAGAAUUAGCCAAAUAUGAUAAAACUGUUAAUCUAUUAGAAAAAAAUAUGAAUGCUCAAGAAAAUAUUCUAAACGCAUUAACCAAGGCCAGUGCUUCUUAUGGUAAAUCACGAAUGGCUCUGAAUGAGGUGAAUCGUCUUAGAGCUAAUCGAAUACAAGUUUUACUCAAUUCUUUUGAUAAUUUUAUGAAAGUAAAGGAUAACAUUUUAAAAGGAAUUGAAUUUUAUAAAGAGUUUACGACAACCACCAGUAAAUUGUUGGCCCGAUUAAAAAGUGUCACAAAAGUUCAAGACGAGGAAAGAUCACAGUUCGUCGAAGGUCAUAAAAAGGAAACAUUCAACAUUGGAUCUCUUUCUCUGUCAAAGAGAUUAUCUCAUGAAGUAUCAUCUCCACAUCCUCAAUUGCCACCGACCAAUGGUACACCCAAGUUGAAAGAUUUUCUACCCUACAUGAAUUUACGAAAUAAUCCAAGUCCGGCUUCUUAUAGUAGCCCUUCUGGUGUUUAUCCGCCGAGUAACAAUCAAAUGCAAGGACAAUAUUCGCUUCCACCAAACACUGGAUAUCCAAACCCAGUCCAUGUCCCACAAAUUGUUCCCCAGGCUCAACAUCAACCUCAAAUUUCUCAUGUGCCUCAAGUUCAACAAAUUCACCAACCUCCGAUUCCACAAAUGGGCCAAGUUGCACGAGCUCAACAGAUACCACAAGAGUCACAAAUUCUGCAUCAUCACCAACCUCAACCCCCGACGCCUCAACAAGUUCCUCAAGUUUCACAGCAACACCAAACUCCACAUUUUAAUUACCAACAAACAUAUCCAACAAAUCAAGGCAAUACAAUGACCAAUUAUCAGAAUUAUUAUUAUCCAACGGCAUCCACACAACCAACUCCAAACCUUCCUUCAAUCGCUCAACAACCACCGCAACAACAACAGCAACAACAGUUUCAUCAUCAACCAGUGCAACAACAAUAUCAGAUCUCAUCUCAAUCUUAUUAUCCGGAAGCUUAUACAAACCAAACUGAUCCUAUGGUUAAUUAUCAGAAUCAAAAUUACUAUCAAGAUUAUUACCAACAACCCCAACAACAACCACAACCACAACCACAACCACAUCAACACCCACAGCCACAGCAGCAAUUACAACAACAUCCUCAAUCACAUUUGAAUCAACAAUUUCAGACAAACACACAGUCACUUAUUCAUCAACAGCAAUUACAGCCCCAAACACAAACAUACCCACAGCCACCACCUCAACCCCAACCCCAGCCUCCUCUUCAUCCACAGCAACAAUUACAACAACCCAAACCCAACCACAAACAUAUCCACAAUCACAACCUCAACCACAACCACAACCUCAACUCCAACCCCAACCACAGCUUCAGCAGCCCCUUCAACCACAACCACAAACGCAAUUAGCUCAACAACCACAAUUACAACCCAACACUCAGACACAAUCAUCAUACCCUCAACCAGAUUCACAAUUAACUUCACAAACAGAUUAUAUGAUAAACAAUCAACAAUCUGAACCUACUAAGAACAAUAAUAACACCGAGCAAUCAAACGCUAAUCAAGAUUUACUUUCCCAGUUUGAUCCACUUUGGGCAUAAAUAAACACCUUAUUAUUAUCUAA